GGGCUGGGGGGAGGCAUCAUGGGGCUCCAUGCGCGCGGUGGUGGGGCGGCGGCUGCAGCUGCGAGCAUGCUGGCGGCGAGGGCGGCGGCGGCGGGGGCACAUGGGGCGGCACGGCUGGGCCCGUCCAAGGUCCCGCUACCCAAGAUCAUCGCCCUAGCCCCAGGCGCCCUACCCACCCCCACCCUCACCUCCUCCUCCUCCUCCGCUGCGCUGCUGUCCGGCGGCAAGGCGGCACUGGCGGGUCUGGUGGGCGGGCUGGCCUCCGUGGCGGUGGCGGCGGGGCGCACACUGGGGUUGCCGCGACUGGGCUGCGAGUGGCCCUGGAUGCACCGGCCCGAGGUGGGUUCGCUGCCCUUCAGCGGCCGCCACAUCCCCCCCUGGAGCCACCUGGAUGGGGAGGUCUGGGCCGUGUACAACAGCAGCACCGCCGCGGGCAGUGCCGCUGUCAGCAGCAGCAGCAGCAGGCUGGGUGGCGGCAGUGGUGGCAACUCCAGCAGCGGCAGCGGUGGUCUGAGCUGCGAGUGGCUUGCAUGGGCGCAUCACGGCUGCCUGCACGGCCCCACGCACUUGGAGCGGCGGGGGCACGGACACGCCAACCCGCACCCCGCCGCCCGCAUGCUGCUAUCCAUCGAGAUGGAGCACCUGCUGCAGCAGCUCCCGCCCGAGCACCGCACCCCCCGGCCCCCGGGACCCGACGGCGCCGGCGGCAACACGCUGGCGGUGCCGCCAGGCGCUUCCGCCGGCUCCGACGGGGUGUACGAGGUGCGGCUGACUCAGCUGGCGGAGGCGCUGAGCCGCUUGGCACCGGAGCUGCCCGUUGUGUGGCUGGAGCAGCCCAUGCGGGUGACGGACCUGACUGGGCCCCUGGCGGCCGCCCACCAGCACUGGUCCACCCACUGCUGCGGCAUGUCCUGGCCCCGAUCAGUCAACCACAUCUGCUUCGGCAGAUACUGAGAUAGAGCGCAGGUGCUGUGGGGCACCGAUAAGCGAGAGGUGGUGCUCUCGUGCGUGGAGGGCCGCACACCCUGGUCGUCAAGAUGCUGACCUGGUUGAACCAUCAACCUUAUGUUGUCGAUCUACGGAAGGAUUGAGAUCCCCCGCUCGGCCGCACUCGGCUACUACCGGCUAAUGGGCAGUGGAUAGGGGGAGGGGGACGUCAGGUGUGGUGGUGCAUAGCUGGUAGUGGGACUUGAAGGUCCGCAGCAGGCCUCAGUGAUGAGCACAUGAGCCCUCGCCAAGCAUGUGGAGCCCGUGUAGAUGCCGUGGGAUGAUGGAUGGUGUUUAUGCCGUAUAUGUCGUACUGGUUGCUGUGAUCUAAAGGGCGUGACCUGGAGGGGCUUGUCGUGGUACGGCACAUGGUGACAUGUGGGGUGUUAGCGACCGCUGUCGGACGCUACAGGGGGGAUGUGCGUUACGCGGGUGGUAGCUGCAAGCGUAUAAUACCGGUGGGGGGUUGCUCUUGCGGUGGUGGAUGAACUUACGGCUGUGCAUGCGAGCGAGGCCAGGGGGUGCUGCGGCUGCUAGUGAUUACGAUGGAGUUCGGCAAGUGCAUGGAUGCCUGUUUUGUGGCCUAUGGCUGUAUGGUCUUAUGGCAUAUAAUCGACGACCCACGGUGCCCAGCCGUUGUCACGUGAGCCGGCCGUGUGUAAACUGUGACACAGCUGCCCAAUGAACGUUGCGCAGCUGCGAGCAACGCAGGGAGUGCUGAAUGUUGAAGGUAGCGCACG
Messenger RNA from Astrephomene gubernaculifera, 1727 nucleotides. Lineage: Eukaryota; Viridiplantae; Chlorophyta; Chlorophyceae; Chlamydomonadales; Astrephomenaceae. The record is from the annotation of a GenBank genome assembly.